Molecule: messenger RNA, 2127 nt
Organism: Penicillium coprophilum
Lineage: Eukaryota; Fungi; Ascomycota; Eurotiomycetes; Eurotiales; Aspergillaceae
Product: nucleotide pyrophosphatase/phosphodiesterase family protein
Exons: 3
Coding region: 1-2127 (708 amino acids)
Biological process (GO): nucleoside triphosphate metabolic process
Molecular function (GO): ribonucleoside triphosphate phosphatase activity; nucleoside triphosphate diphosphatase activity
Source: RefSeq, a predicted model, not a curated record
AUGCGCCGCCCAGACCUUAGUCCUUCCCUCCUUUCUCCGGCAAAUUACGACAACGAUGCAUCCUCGUUGCGGUCGCCAUCGGAGCAGGACUCCGAUUCAGACGAUGAUGCGCUCCUCGAGCAAAACCGCAGCACCUUGGAAAUCGCAGAGCACGAUCGGGCAGUGCUAGAAGAGGAAGAGGAGUUGGAGAAUCUGUUGACUCGUGGUACUGGACGUGGUCUGCGGAGGAUUUUCAGCCCGAAUGGUAGCAGUGUCAGGAUCGGGAAGACGAAAAAGGAGCGGCGACAGCGGCGGGGUUCGCGUCGUGAGAGAGUCAGUGAAGACGGGGAGCUGAUGUAUGAGAUGGAAGAGGGAAUUGGUGACGACAAUUCCUCCCUUUUGAGCAGGUCAUCGUCGCAUUUGGACGGGAAAGAAGAAUACAAAUAUGAGCCGCCCCCACGACCUUCAUGGCGAAAAAUCCUGUUUGUAAUUGCUUUGGUCGCCGUUCUCUUCGUCAUCCUCACCCUCGGGGCGUAUAAAGCCUCAAGCGGCUUCCGGGCUUCACGAGCACACCCUCCGCCGCUACUCUCCAACGGUACAGCUCUCUUUGCCCCAACCACGAUCGUCAUAUCGCUUGACGGUUUCCGAGCCGAUUUUCUCAACCGAGGCCUGACUCCUGCACUCAACUCUCUCGUCGCCAAUGGCGUCUCGCCCCAAUACAUGACCCCCAGCUUCCCGAGUGUCACAUUCCCAAACCACUUCACACUUAUGACCGGACUGUACCCCGAGAGUCAUGGGAUUGUAGGAAACACAUUCUGGGACCCGAAGAUGAAUGAGGAGUUCUAUUAUACCCACCCUACCGUCAGCAUGCAGCCGAAGUGGUGGAUGGCGGAACCACUCUGGGUGACGGCAGAAAAGCAGCAUGUGAAGGCCGCCAUCCAUAUGUGGCCGGGAUCUGAGGCGCACAUUGGUGACAGAGAGCCGAGCUACGUGGAUAAGUACAACGGGACGGAAGUCUGGUCUCGUAAGGUGGAUCGGAUUCUUGAGUUUUUAGAUCUGCCAGGUCUAGAGAAUGAAUCGCAGAUGACACCUGAGCGACCGCAGUUUAUCGCGGCUUACCUACCCGACGUCGAUCGGGACGGGCAUAAAUUUGGCCCUAAUAGCACUGAGAUCCGAAAAACAAUUUCCGAAGCGGAUAGCAUGGUCGCUAGUAUCAUGGCCGGUCUUGAGAAACGCAAUCUUACCGAGGUGGUUAAUAUCGUGGUUGUCUCAGACCACGGCAUGGCCACUACCUCUACAGAAAGGCUAAUUCAGCUGGAUGAUCUGAUCGAUUAUGAUUUGAUUGAACAUAUUGACGGGUGGCCAUCUGGUGGUCUGCGCCCCAAGCGUCCGGAGGAUUUGGAGACCAUCCGAAAGCAAUUGGAGAAGGUAGCUCCGGAUUACGAGCAUGCUUUUGAAUUCUACACACGAGAGACGAUGCCGGAGCGGUAUCACUUCUCAAACAACGAACGCAUUGCACCGUUGUGGGUCAUCCCCAAGACGGGGUGGGCUAUCGUUAAUCGGUCAGAGUUUGACGUCAAAAAGGCUUUGAAAACUGGGCAGAAAUACCAUCCAAGGGGGAUUCACGGAUAUGACCAUGAGCAUCCAUUGAUGCGUGCAAUCUUUAUUGCGCGAGGCCCAGCCUUCCCUCACAAGCCAAACAGCCGGGUGGAACCUUUCCAAAACACCGAAGUAUACAACAUUGUCUGUGACUCUCUGGGCGUCAAUCCUCUUCCAAGUAAUGGUACACUACGACUCCCGCUCAAGCCAGUCGGUCUCCACUCAGAUGAGAACGUACCGGUGUUGGACACCCCUCCUGAUCCCCCGGCUCCAACUUCACCAACAGCAGGACCCCAGCAACCAGCACAUCCCCGGCCAUCGCCUCCACAGCCAGCACCCCCACAACCCAAACCCCCGCAGCCAGCUCAACCAGCACCGAAAAUUACCACCCCAGCAGCUGAAGAACCACCUGCCGCAGACCAUGAAAGUGAUGGCGAAAAGAGUUCGACAUGGUGGGACACGAUCUUGCACAAAUUCGAUGAUCUGAAGGACUGGGCUAGCGGUGUUGCCGAUGCUGUUCAGGGCAAGCAUUCGGAGUCUGAGAGUUGA